Nothobranchius furzeri (turquoise killifish) is the source of this 4003-nucleotide messenger RNA. NCBI's taxonomy places the organism in Eukaryota, Metazoa, Chordata, Actinopteri, Cyprinodontiformes, Nothobranchiidae. The record is from RefSeq and is a predicted model, not a curated record.
UAACCUCAUGAUGCACCAAUAAAACGGGAGCAUUGGUGUCCGCAAAGUUGCUAGCGCCAGUGAAGCCCAUUUAAACAAGAAGCUCUGUAUCUAUUGUUUAUUUCCUACCUGUGAAUCUGGGACUCCGCUUGGGAUAUUUGGACCGACCGCUGCGUACAACGACACUCUGCUAACAGGGGGCGUUCCUGUUUACAAACAAAAUUGCCCCUUUUAGCCGUUUCCCGAAUAGUUGGGAACGGAAGAUAACUUCAGCCUCGUGGACAAGAGGAAGGAACUGAAAAAGAAGACCGUUAGCAACGUUAGUUUAUUGUUGUUUAGCCUUGUGAGGUGAAUAUUAAACAUGUAUUCAGGAGAGUCUCUGAUGGAGUUUGUCACCAAGCAAGUAGCUACUGCUAGAGAAAAAAUAAAAAAGGUUGAAGAAGCCAUGGCCCAGUUCGAGGAAGGGCUCGGUGGCCAGCGCAGACUGUCGGAUAUGAGCUGGAAACCACAGAGCAGCUCGCACACAGCAGAUCUUCCACAGCAUCAUGUCUGGGAAAAGGAGAAGGAUUUGACUGCCCAGCAGCUCUUUAACCAGGAGUCGAUGUCCUGUUCAGACCAGGAAGAACCAGAACAGCUAAAACUUUGCCAACAUGAAGGACAGCUCUUCCUGAACCAGGAAAAUCUUACCACGGAUACUUCUCUGUCUGAAGAAACAGACUGUCAUGAACCAGAACCAAACAGGAACCAGCCAUUGUGUCAGAGUUCUACAGAUCCUGAGAACCAAGAUCAGGGUGGAUGCAGGAAAGAAAACUCUGAAUCAAACGGCAAUGAAGAACUGAAACUGAAUAAAAGGCGUCAGCGAAGCAAAGAUCACCGAGACAGUGUAGGUGGUGAAAGACAAAAAAAGCACAAAGGGGCUCACAGUGGUGAGAGACCAUUUUAUUGUAAGCUAUGUGGAAAAUCUUUCAGUCACAAAUCUGAUUUAAAUAUUCACAUGAGAACUCACACAGGUCAGAAGCCUUAUCCAUGUAAAACUUGUGGUAAAUGUUUUAGAACCAGUAGUGAAUUAACUACACACAUGAGAGCUCACACAGGUGAGAAGCCAUAUUCAUGUAAAACUUGUGGGAAAUGUUUUAUUAAAAGUGAUCACUUGACUACACACAUGAGAACUCACACAGGUGACAAGCCAUAUUCAUGUAAAACUUGUGGUAAAUGUUUUACUAAAAGUGAUCUCUUGACUACACACAUGAGAGCUCACACAGGUGAGAAGCCAUAUUCAUGUAAAACUUGUGGUAAAUGUUUUACUAAAAGUCAUCACUUGACUACACACAUGAGAAUUCACACAGGUGAGAAGCCAUAUUCAUGUAAAACUUGUGGUAAAUGUUUUAGAAACAGUAGUCAAUUAACUACACACAUGAGAACUCACACAGGUGAGAAGCCAUAUUCAUGUAAAACUUGUGGUAAAUGUUUUAGAAACAGUAGUCAAUUAACUACACACAUGAGAACUCACACAGGUGAGAAGCCAUAUCCAUGUAAAACUUGUGGUAAAUGUUUUAGAACCAGUAGUGAAUUAACUAAACACAUGAGAGCUCACACAGGUGAGAAGCCAUAUUCAUGUAAAACUUGUGGUAAAUGUUUUAGAACCAGUGGUGAAUUAACUACACACAUGAGAACUCACACAGGUCAGAAGCCAUAUCCAUGUAAAACUUGUGGUAAAUGUUUUACUAAAAGUGAUCACUUGACUACACACAUGAGAACUCACACAGGUGAGAAGCCAUAUCCAUGUAAAACUUGUGGUAAAUGUUUUAGAACCAGUGGUGAAUUAACUACACACAUGAGAACUCACACAGGUCAGAAGCCAUAUCCAUGUAAAACUUGUGGUAAAUGUUUUACUAAAAGUGAUCACUUGACUACACACAUGGGAACUCACACAGGUGAGAAGCCAUAUCCAUGUAAAACUUGUGGUAAAUGUUUUACUAAAAGUGAUCACUUGACUACACACAUGAGAACUCACACAGGUGAGAAGCCAUAUCCAUGUAAAACUUGUGGUAAAUGUUUUACUAAAAGUGAUCACUUGUCUACACACAUGAGAACUCACACAGGUGAGAAGCCAUAUCCAUGUAAAACUUGUGGUAAAUGUUUUACUAAAAGUGAUCACUUGACUACACACAUGAGAACUCACACAGGUGAGAAGCCAUAUUCAUGUAAAAGUUGUGGUAAAUGUUUUAGAACCAGUGGUGAAUUAACUACACACAUGAGAACUCACACAGGUCAGAAGCCUUAUCCAUGUAAAACUUGUGGUAAAUGUUUUACUAAAAGUGAUCACUUGACUACACACAUGAGAACUCACACAGGUGAGAAGCCAUAUUCAUGUAAAAGUUGUGGUAAAUGUUUUAGAACCAGUAGUGAAUUAACUACACACAUGAGAACUCACACAGGUGAGAAGUGAUUUAAUCUUCUAUGAGAUUCAUUAAGGCAUUUUCUUUACCUUCUGAUUUGAAAAUUCACACUUGAGAUUGUAUUCAUUAAAAUAUGUUUGGCAACAUAUCAUAGAUGCCUUAAAGUCCUCAAGGCAUGGGUGGAGACUUAUUUCACCCACAUUUCUUGUUAGAAAAACCCUUCUGAAAAGUAAUUAGCUGACAACAUCACAUUUUGUAGAUUAGCCAUUUGUAGCUUGCCUUAGCAAUGUGAAUGGGAUUGAGCUCAUGCGCACGUGAUUUAGGACACGGGUGUUCUGUGAUGUCACAAGCAUACACAGGCGGGGCAAAAGAGCAGAGAAGUCCGCAGUGUCCAUUAUUAAACAAAAGCAGCCCAAGUAGUCUUGCUUAUGGAGACUGACUUUCAUAUUGCAUCCUGCUUUGCUGGGUCUGGCAGAAUGUGUGUGUGUGUGUGUGUCACAGCAGUGAGGGACAGAAAAAAAAACAGCUUUGUAAGAGGCUUGUUAACUCCACAGCAUCAACGAUAAUGAAUUGCAGGCUGAUUCUUGCUGCCAUUUGGAGUUGGUAAUGUUUUUUUAUUUUAUUUUUUUAACAAACUUUAUUUGUUUUUGUCACAAAUACAUAGUCACACUAACAAACAUACAUCAAAUAUACACACGAACAGACAUCAGCUCAUUAAAUCGACAAGAGGCACAUAACAGAUAAUACAACCUUCCAAAAGGUACUUUUUUUAUUGUUUUUGUUAUACAGGGUCAAUCAGAAAUAAACAUCGAAGACUUAUUAAAGUGAGUUCUGCCUUCUUAUUUACAAUUAACUUUAUGGUUUUAACAUAUGAAUGGAAGUCAUUUAAGAAAACGCAAAAGUUAGGGAGAAAUUUGGAGACCCUCGCUUUAUGUAUAUGACAUUUCCCUAAAAGAAGCAUUAGAUUAAUUAUAAAACUUAGCCUUUUAUCAUUACAUUCAAACUUGAUAAUAACAUCCUUAGAUCUGAUUUGGAUAGUGUGUUUGGAUUUAAUCUUAAUAAAAUUUUCCAUAUCUUUCCAAAAUCCAGAUGAGAGACAAUUAUAAAAUAAGUGUAUGAUAGUCUGAAACAUAUGACAAAAGGUACAUUUCUCAUCCAGAUCCUUGAACAAUGAUAAUUUUUUGUUACAUGGAUAAAUAUUGUGUAAAAUUUUGAAAUUAAGUUCCCUUAUCUUGUUUGAAAUACAGUAUUGAAAGUGAACCAUCCAUGCUUUCUUCCAAUUUAUUGAAAGUGAACCAUCCAUGCUUUCUUCCAAUUUAUAUCAAACUGUGUUCCAUGAAAAAAAUUCCUUUGGGUGCCACUGUAUCAGAACAACAUAAAACCUUCCUUAUAUGCUGAUUUGAACAUUUCUUGUCUAAUAAAUCAAUACCCCCAACUUUUAGAGAAGACAUCUGCAAACUAAAUCUCUGAUAAACAGAGUGUGGUCUCAUUAACACAACUAUGCCUGGGGAAAUGGCUCUCAUGACCGAGGCAAAUUCUCUGUAUUUCACUGGAAAAUCCUUAGUUUUCAAAAAGUUCAUAGCUAUAAAGGCUUCCAUUAUCAAAUAAAUCUGCUGCAAAAAUGA